AUGAAUGUAUUAUCAAAUAUCACAUUUCGUUUAACAUUGAACGAUGGUCCAUUCGGAGUUCAAUGUCUUCGAUACUAUUAUUAUUUUGCAAAUGAUACUGGUGAUCAAAAAAUAACAGUUUCGAUAACAACCAAAGGUCAUGAAGCUAAUCGAACCAUUGACGAAGUAACAAAAACAAAAUAUAAUGGAUGGAUGUUUCAUAACAAAACUUUCGAAGCUGAACAAAAUGAUUAUGAAAUUUAUUUCAAUCUAAAGGCGCCAAGCGGUGGUGUAUCAUUCUAUAUAGCCCUGGAUGAAAUAUCGAUUGUUACUGGAUCUUGUGGCUAUAUAGCCGAAGAUACAAUUAUACCACCGUCUUUGGUUCGUACUACGACGAGUCCAGAUACUUCCACAACAACAGCAAAAAGGUCAACUGGUGUACCACUGAAAGAAGUACUUCCACAUCUCCACAUGCCACAACAUCAUCAAUAA
Molecule: messenger RNA, 471 nt
Organism: Didymodactylos carnosus
Lineage: Eukaryota; Metazoa; Rotifera; Eurotatoria; Philodinida; Philodinidae
Source: the annotation of a GenBank genome assembly